This is a messenger RNA of Pararge aegeria (speckled wood butterfly), 6991 nucleotides long. RefSeq names its product transcription factor sem-2-like. Lineage: Eukaryota; Metazoa; Arthropoda; Insecta; Lepidoptera; Nymphalidae. The transcript has 2 exons. Bases 137 to 964 code for a protein of 275 amino acids. Gene Ontology annotation, biological process: cell differentiation; regulation of DNA-templated transcription; anatomical structure morphogenesis. The record is from RefSeq and is a predicted model, not a curated record. Gene Ontology annotation, molecular function: RNA polymerase II cis-regulatory region sequence-specific DNA binding; DNA-binding transcription factor activity, RNA polymerase II-specific.
AGAGGCUCCCGCGUCCAAAGGAACUCCUGUAAACUUUUCAGACUUGUGACUUUUAUUACUUUUAGUGUUUAGUGAAAAUAAUAGGUGAACUGUGUUUUUUUUUGUGUUGAGUUUUUUCUGGGUUUAUUUUUGCACGAUGGUACCCCAACAAAUUUCGGAUGUGCGUUCUUUGACGCCCACCUCGAGCGUUCCUGUUUUUGGAUCGCAACUGGUGGACAAAAACUCCUCAACGCCCUACACUGACGCAACUCAGACAAAAAAGAACAACCCAAACCACAUCAAGAGGCCGAUGAAUGCUUUCAUGGUCUGGUCGCAGAUCGAGCGCAGAAAAAUUUGCGAGCAAACCCCUGACAUGCAUAAUGCGGAGAUAUCCAAGAACCUUGGCCGCGUGUGGAAGACGUUAAACGAUGAGGAGAGGCAACCUUUCAUUGACGAGGCGGAAAGGCUCAGGCAGCUACAUAUGCGGGAGUACCCCGACUACAAGUACAGGCCCCGCAAGAAGACUGCGAAACCAGCGCAAAGAAGCGGUGCCGUGACGAAACAAAAGCGCAAACAACGCGCCGAUAGUAACAACAAUAGAGGUGUCUCCAGGCGACGAAGUCGACCGAUACCUUCCGUGCCAAGCGUACCCGUCGAAACGCCUGCACCUCCUCCAUUGCCCGCAUCCCCAGCUGGAUCCCCGGAUUCCCCCGAAUCUGCCUGCUUUUAUGAUGACGCCACGCGGCGUGACCAGACGGAUCUCACAGAUCUUUACUCGAUCACGGACUUGCUUCCGUUGCCCGCAGACUGCGAGGUGGAUCUCGACGCGCUGACGGAUAUGGAGUCCUUCGAGACGGCGUCCUCUUCCUCCGGAUCGCACUUCGAGUUCUCGUGUACGCCCGACGUGUCGGACAUGCUGAGCGAGAUUGGCGUGGCGGGCGACUGGGAUGACCAUACGUUUUCGUCGUACCUCACGUCGUCCUAGAGCGGAGCCGGGUCGCCACGGCCGCUGGCCGCCACCACUGAUCUCAUGUUCGAGCCGCCGCCCGGGGGCUGACGACGCGGCGACCGGUCGCCGCCCCGCCUAGAGAGUGCCUACAUCCAAUUGACGUGUCGACAUUUGGAUUCAAUGUACAAAGUUAUUUGAUAAGAUUCGAGGGUGAAAUUUAAUUUCUAAGUACACCGGCCGCGUGGCCGGGUUCAUCUUCCUUUUUCUCAGUUAUUCCUUUGUGUUGAAUGCGAACUAUUUGGAAACGGCUCCCCGGCGCUGUGCUGGGUUUUAAAAUGUAGGCUGUGAGUUGGUUCUCGUUGUAAAGUUUUGCUUUUCUUAAUGGUUUUGUUGAAAACAUUUGGGGUGAUUUCCAAACGGCACGUCUCAGACGCAUCUCAGUAAAUAAUCCGUCUUACUCUCCGUCGCCUGAUUAGCAUGCCACGGUCCAGUCAGGCCGCUCGUCGCAUGCUCGCCGCGCGUUGUCGCGUCCGUAUUCUAUACGUGUACAUUACUCGACUUGGCUUCUAUUCUAAGUUCGCGAUUCCUAUGCCGCUGUUAAUUUUACGUUAUUAACAAUUUACUGUAAGAACGGUCGUUUAUUUAAAUUUAAAAAGUUAGGUGAAACAAUAUUUCGAUCGAGUAAUAGAGACAUAGGACUAGGUUAUAGUCACGUUCGUCUUACGUUGUAUUUACUGUACGUAAGUUCACUUUAUAUACUUUGAUGCACACAUAGUUAAUAGUUCGACAUUAUAAUUUUACAUUUGGAAGCUAAUCGGUAUGACAGUUGAAGAAUUUCGGAGUGCGGGUUUUUCGAGUAGGAGUUUUUGUUGGGAGUCCCUCGCUGCGCUUAGACUUUGGUAUUUGCUAUUGGAAUAAGCCACGCGUGUAUUUUGGUCGACAGGGCCACCCUUUGUAUUUACUGCGCGCGUGACUUAUUCCAAAUUCAUUGGUAGCACGGCGAGGGUAGUGUAGGUGUUUAAAGUUGAUACGUCUUGCUAUAGUGUACGUUAGGUCGUUUAAGGUAAGGUAAUUUCCGUUCAAUGGUAAGAUACGAAAAAAAAAAAAUGCAAAGAAACGAUGGCACCUCAAGAUCGAUGCGAAGGGACACUGUUCGACUUUCUUCUUUCUUUCUACAUGUUCAUGCUUCAAUAUGUAAUAACGUCUAUAGAAAGAUACAUAUCAAUAAAGGGGGUGUAUUAAUUCGCGGGACGGUGGAAAAAAAAAACUUAUCGUAUGAACAAAACACUAGUUCGGUUCCAAACAAAUGUUUUGCUGUUUCAAACUCUGUGAUUUACUUUAUGGAUUUUCUAAAUUAUAAGGUUCUAGUGGAGACUGAUAUCGCAUAGAUUAGUUUUAGCAUCGCUAGCUUCUCUAUUCUGUUUUAAUUUUUAGAACUGGGCAUAAUUUUUGUGAGGAAAAAAACAAUACGUACCUAUUUUUGAUAAUUUGCGUUUCUGUGGGGAUCGGGUUGCGGUCUCAUUACCGACAUACACUUGCAAUUUUUAUUUCUAAAGCUAGGUAACGUUUUUUAAGAAUUUAUAGUUGCAAAUGUCAAUACGGCGUUGGACCCGAUGUCCACAGCAAUGCACGAGCUAAACCCAAUUUGUAUAAAAAUUCGCGGAAACUGUCAAUUCAUUGAAAAUGGAGUCAGUUAGUUAGCGGGGUAAUGUUUCUGAAACGAAUAUUACCUCAGUCACUUUAAGAUGUAAUUAUAAAUCUUCUAAAAUAUACUUUUUCAGAUAACGAACAAUAUUUGUAGAUAAUCUGUGUCCCUAAGAAAUAUUCAAUACAGUAAGAGAUCCGUUGUGCUGAUUGAUAAAAAAAAGAAAAUGCUUUACUUAUAUUAUUAUAUUCUUAUAAAUAUAUUAUGUAAAAAUGACUUCGUGUAUUAACUUAGUAGGUGUCUACGAAAUCCAAUUAUUUUUAAAGAAAAUGCAUAAAAAUACAUGUUAUCUAUACAUUAUAGUAAUGUGAAUCUGUAAGGAAAAAUUCUUGUGUGUCGUAGAGCGAUAUUAUAUUAUACAUUAUACGGAUAGUGAAAAGAAUAAUUAAUAAAUUUGUGCCUAAUGAAUAAACUUAAAAAUUUUCAAAAUAUGUAUAUUUUAGUGAUGCUCAACAUAACUUUAUAAGCUCGUAGUGAUUUAUUAGAUGCAGUGUAAAUCGUAAAAUUAAGAUUUUGUUUCGGAUGCCAGACAUGCAUUUUGAGUUAAUUUCGCUUUUUUGUAAGUUUGCAAUAUUGUUUAAAAUCACACAUGUGAUCAUACGGCCACGUAUUCAUAAGUAUACAAAUGUUAAGAUACAGGUAUUGUACUGUUUCAGAUGUUUCUGAAAGUAAUAUGUCAGGGGACUUUCCGUCCACAUCAGUCGUGUAAACGUGUAUUACCCAUAGUCAUGUUUCAGAAACCGCAAAAAUUGAUACAACUAGUUUAUGUAUCUGAAACCUUGUGUAUUUACAUGAUGUACACUUAUGAGUAGGGGGUUAUAUCGUCAUAUUUUGUGAUCAUAAUUUUAGGUAGCAGCAACCGUAUUUAAUCGAUGUUAUUUAAACUCACUCAAGCAAAUUUAUAUUUAAGGAUGUAAACUCUGAAUGAAGCUUGCUUGUCCACCACAUGUUGACGUGAAGAGUCGCAUUAAUAUAAGCAUUCACUGCUACAUAUUUUUCCAAAUGUACAUAAAUUUGAAAUAUCAUCGUUUCACAAGGAUUUUUUUAAUUCACCAAUUUGGAAAUUGAUGUGAUAGUAAAUGCUCUUAUUACAAGAUUGAUUAUUACGUUGACAAUAAUGCUUCCUUCUACGAUUAACAAUGGUAAUAUUUUAAUUAGCAAUAAUCCUCAAAAUUUUGAAAUCCCACCCAAAUAAUCAGAUUUACGUACAGAUUUAAAUAUCAACUUCAUACAAAAUCAACAUAAUUUAAAAUACACUAGUUAAAAUAUUAAUUAAUUCAAUGAAUUAGUCUAGUAGUAUCCACCAUAAUACAUUACUAGUUUGGCUUAUCUAUCCUGUGCAAGUUUUUAAAAAUGUUUAGCUUCGGUUACUUCAGAUUACUUUUGGCUUAUUUUAAUAUUUCACUUUUAAUAAAAAUAUACACUUUAAAGAAUUAAAGCAAUAAACUAAUAGUUACACAAACGCUCAAAUUAGAAUAUUAUCUCCUCUAUGAUAUUUAUAGUUCAAUCAGUAAUAUCAUGGACUACGUUUGAAACAAAAUGAUUGCCUAAUUCACUUUAUAAAUUAUGGAAGACAUCUAUAAUAGCAUUGUAGUCGAUUUCUUUGUUUCUAAAAUUGUCGAUCUCUACCUUUUCAUUUUCGAAGUUUUGAUAGCGAGGAGGAUAUUAGAUAUUAUUAUAACCCCAAAGUAUUUGUAAAGCAACAUCGAAUUUACUGUUGUAUUUAGCGCUUCUUGUUGUGGUUCUUCAAUAAUUGGAAUUAUCAGGGUUUCGAUGUUUUCGUUCAAAUAAGGAUUGUAAAAAAACCUUUUGUAUAAAAUUGUCUCUUUGAUUCCCUGGUGUGAUCUUUUCUUAUAAUGUUUCCUAAUACUUUGCUUGAAAUAUUAGGCUUUUUCCUUCGUAGCCUUUUUGAAAAAUCUAUCAAGGUAUUUUAAAGUGUAAAUAAAUAAGUAUUGAAACUGUUUAUAAUAAUGUAAAAGUCAAAAUAAAGCGAUACUGUGAGAAAAAAUUAGAGGGUACUAAUAUGCGUCUCAAAUAAAAUAAAUAUCACGGAGACGUAGUUAGUUGUUGUAGGUUAUAUAUGUAAUGAAAAUAAUUUUAUGUAUAGAAAUUGUUGUAUACUUCAUUGUAUCUAAACUUUUCCAACUUCAUCUUUGGAUAUUUGAUUGCAAUCGUGUAGAUUACAAUUAGAUGAUCAGAGAUGAAAGUUCUUCUGUUAAGAUCUUCAAUUCUUUGAAUUUCAUCAACUUGAUUACUAAUUGGUCUUAAAUAAAAAGGCGCUCACUAUGUUCCGAUAAUAAGAUCCUAUAGGAACCAGAAGUGAUCUUGAGAUAUAAUCUCCUUUUAAAACAACACAAUACUACUAUAUGUAAGUUGAACAAUAGAAUUGAAGAUCCCCCAAGCUUUGCCUGAGUCUAUGCUUAAUAAAUCGCUUGUCAUACAAGUAGAUUGGUGUUUUCUUAAUGAAACAAUAUAAGUAGGUUAUAAAUUAUGUAUGUUUAACAUUAUAAUACAUAAAAUAAGUCAUUAAUGCGAUUCGAUGGAAAAAAAAUGUUAGUGAUUCAUUCACAGAACUGAAAACGUUAAAAAUAUUCUCGUUAUGUUGUUUGAAAAUAAAAUUGAUCGUAAUUACGAGUAUUAUAUCUCUGUAAUAUAUGUAUGUAUCACUGUUGUUGAUUUAUUUAAUAAGCGUCUUCUAUCGUAAGAUUUAUUUAAAUUACAUUUCAAUACUUUGAGACACAACGAAGGAAAUUCUGUUCUUUAAUAGCACAUAAUCUCUGUAAUUAGUUAAUAAUACUACCUGAUAUAUAAUUGGUGUCUAUAAGAUGAUUAUAUUUAACCAUAAUAUUAUUAUAUAUGUCAACUUCAACAAGUAGUGAAUGCAUAUUAAUAAUUAUAUAAAAUAUCUGAAUCGUUGUCGACGUAGAUGUGUCGUUAAUAAAUAAUUAUUAUUGGUAUGGUAAUAAAGCUAAUGAUAAUUGUAAAGUAAAACGAAAACUUCGCACAAUCUGAGGCAAGGAAUUAACAUAGGGAUAAUAGAAUAGGUAUUAAUUGUAAUAUAGUAACUGAUAAUGUUACAGAAUUAAGUGUGAUAGUUAUUUUUACGUUCCAUACUAUUUACUCAGAAAAAGUCUUCAUUAUGUCGAUCUGUUAGGGACUUUGUUUUGCUUUAAUUCGUAUUCUUGAUCAUUCGGAUACAUAACCACAGAGUUGUAGUACGUAUUGUGUAUAUUUUUGUAUAAUAAUAUUAUUAUUUGAAUUUCUAUUAUAACUUUGUUUUUUUCAGAAGUUGAUUGAACACUGUAGGAUUUUCGAUCAAAUUUAUAAGGAACAAAAAUUAUUAAAAAAAAUGGUCCAUUAAAUUCUAUUGAGUAAUAUUAAGGUAAUUAUUACGAGUAGCAGCAAAUGUAUACUUAAAAAUGUGUGCUUACGAUUUGUAUUAUCUGAAAGGAGUACCUAACAUGCCAAACGAAUUCAAACUUUUGAAGCUAAAAAGCAUGGCUUUAAACGUAAAACUGGGACUGAAGUUUCAUUGUCAUUUCUAUUCUUUUGUUCUUGUACCAUUGGACAUUGUAAAUACCUUGUUAAUAAACUACUUAAGGCCACAUAUAUUUUAGAUUUUCUUUUUAAUAAAUCACACAGCGACCAUGUGUUCCGAACUAUUCUAGUCUUGGAAGAUUUUGAGCAGGUUUCAAUUCCAGAUUUCGUAGAGUCCUCGCUGACCUGAGUUAGACUUUUGUGUUGUUCACGUUCCUCCUGAGGACAAAGGUGGCCUUUUCGUAAUUGAUACCUGAUUUUUUAUGUUUUUUUUUUUCAAUUGAUACCAAAAAAUAAUGAAGCUGUUAGACACCGUUACCGAUGGAUCUCUCUUUUUUAGCACUAAACAGUUACGGUCUUUUGGCUUACCAAAUAGUGGAAACACUUCUGGUGUUACCAAAUUUGAAAUUGGUUCUAAAAUUUUGUACAUAAUUAGAAACCAUCGUUGAGUUUAAGUCAUUAAAACGCACGGUUCUCUAAUAUUUUAUUGGAACUACCCUCUAUAUAUUAUUGGGUUGUGUUCCAACGAAAUCUUAUUAUUCAGCAAUAGUUUAAUUAGUUGAUAAGUUAUUUUCAAUCGAGGAUGUAGUCUUAACCAAGCUCUCCCUCGUACGUUGUAUAAAUUAUAUUGAUUGGUAUCUAUUAAGGUACAUACUGUAACUGCAUAUAUGUACGUAGUUUUUUAAACUGUUAAGUAUGAAAUAACAUUACCGUAGUUAUGGAGUUAAGGAAAACGUGUACAUUUUGUAUCGUACUUUGUUUCAAUAAUGAAUAUAUAUUAUUAUAUGGUAAAAAUAAAUCAUCCAGUUUUUAAAAAAUAA